Durusdinium trenchii is the source of this 723-nucleotide messenger RNA. NCBI's taxonomy places the organism in Eukaryota, Dinophyceae, Suessiales, Symbiodiniaceae. The record is from the annotation of a GenBank genome assembly.
AUGAUGUCAACUUUAGAAGGUGUGCUAAAUCGGUCUAAGCCACGUCAUGAUGGGACGGAUUGUGAUUGCCUUCACGGAAGAUCGACCUUUCGGCUGGUCGAGGCUUACCAGGUCAAGAAUCGGAAAUUAUGGCGCCGGUAUCAGCGCCAUGUGCGAAGCAUUGUUGACAAACAUAAGCAGCACGGAAUCAAACCCAGGGUCAUUGAUCCACCAGUUGGCGAUGCCUUGACUCGGUUCCCGCAAGAGAUUCAGCUCGACCUUGCUGGCAACGAGAUUCUAUUGUUCCAUGGCACGAGAGAAUUUGACAAAGCAAAAGAUAUUGCCAAAGAGGGUUUUGACAAUCGAAUUGCCAGGUCAGGCGGGCUCUAUGGGUCGGGCACAUACUUUGCUGCGCAAACAUGCAAAAGUGCCCAGUACGCCACCAUCAACGGCGUGACAGGGAAAGCAUCGGCGCAUUUGAUUGGGACUAUGCUUGUUGCUCGUGUUGCUAUCGGAGACCCACACUAUGCAUCAGUGCCGUGUAGAAACUUGACGCGCCCACCUACGAAGAAUGUUAGCGCAUCCGCAUCCAACAGUGCCCACGAAAUUCGGUACGAUUCCAUCAUCGCAAAGCCCGGCAUUCCCAAUGGCCAAAGCAACGGAGUACAGGCUCAUAUGGAGUUUGUGACAUUUGCACCGGAGCAAGCUUAUCCGGAGUAUAUUCUUAGAUUUACCGAGGAGUAG